AUGUUUGAGAUGACUGAGAAUGCUUCAGUCCGGUCCAUGCUGCACUGGUGUCACUGCACUGGUGUCACUGCACUGGUGUCACUGCACUGGUGUCACUGCACUGGUGUCACUGCACUGUGUCGCUGCACUGGUGUCACUGCACUGGUGUCACUGCACACUGGUGUCGCUGCACUGGUGUCACUGCACUGGUGUCACUGCACAGGUGUCGCUGCACUGGUGUCACUGCACUGGUGUCGCUGCACUGGUGUCACUGGUGUCGCUGCACUGGUGUCGCUGCACUGGUGUCACUGCACUGGUGUCACUGCACUGGUGUCGCUGCACUGGUGUCGCUGGUGUCGCUGCAAUGGUGUCGCUGGACUGGUGUCGCUGGACUGGUGUCGUUGGUGUCACUGCACUGGUGUCGCUGCACUGGUGUCACUGCACUGGUGUCGCUGCACUGGUGUCACUGCACUGGUGUCACUGCACUGGUGUCACUGCACUGGUGUCACUGCACUGGUGUCGCUGCACUGGUGUCGCUGCACUGGUGUCGCUGCACUGGUGUCACUGCACUGGUGUCACUGCACUGGUGUCGCUGCACUGGUGUUGUUGGUGUCACUGCACUGGUGUCGUUGGUGUCACUGCACUGGUGUCACUGCACUGGUGUCGCUGCACUGGUGUCACUGCACUGGUGUCACUGCACUGGUGUCGCUGCACUGGUGUCACUGCACUGGUGUCACUGGUGUCACUGCACUGGUGUCACUGGUGUCACUGUACUGGUGUCACUGGUGUCACUGCACUGGUGUCACUGCACUGGUGUCACUGCACUGGUGUCACUGGUGUCACUGCACUGGUGUCACUGCACUGGUGUCACUGGUGUCACUGCACUGGUGUCACUGCACUGGUGUCACUGGUGUCACUGCACUGGUGUCACUGCACUGGUGUCACUGGUGUCACUGCACUGGUGUCACUGCACUGGUGUCACUGGUGUCACUGCACUGGUGUCACUGCACUGGUGUCACUGCACUGGUGUCACUGGUGUCACUGACCUCCUCUCUCCUCCUCACGUCCUUCCUCUCUUCCUCACCUCCAUUCUCUUCUCCUCAGACCUCCUCCUCAACUCCUCUCUCCUCCCCAGACCUCCUCUCUCUCCUCACGUCCUUUCUCUCCUCCUCACGUCCUUCCUCUCUUCCUCACCUCCAUUCUCUUCUCCUCAGACCUCCUCCUCAACUCCUCUCUCCUCCCCAGACCUCCUCUCUCUCCUCACGUCCUUUCUCUCCUCCUCACGUCCUUCCUCUCUUCCUCACCUCCAUUCUCUUCUCCUCAGACCUCCUCCUCAACUCCUCUCUCCUCCCCAGACCUCCUCUCUCUCCUCCCCAGACCUCCUCUCUCUCCUCCUCAGACCUCCUCUAUUUCCCCCUCACCUCCUCUCUCCUCCCCAGACCUCCUCUCUCCUCACGAAAAAGACAAAAACAGGAGAUAGCAAGCAGUCAGAAGCAGGAGCGGGAGACACCUCCUCUCUCUCCUCCUCACGUCCUUCCUCUCUUCCUCACCUCCUCUCUUCUUUUCAAACCUCCCCCUCUGCUCCUCACCUCCCCUCUCUUCCUCUGCCCUCACCUCCUCUCUCUCUUCCUCUGCCCUCACCUCCUCUCUCUCUUCCUCUGCCCUCACCUCCUCUCUCUCUUCCUCUGCCCUCACCUCCUCUCUCUCUUCCUCUGCCCUCCCCUCCUCACCUCCUCUCUCUCUUCCUCUGCCCUCCCCUCCUCACCUCCUCUCUCUCUUCCUCUGCCCUCACCUCCUCUCUCUUUUCCUCUGCCCUCACCUCCUCUCUCUCUUCCUCUGCCCUCACCUCCUCUCUCUCUUCCUCUUCCCUCACCUCCUCUCUCUCUUCCUCUGCCCUCCCCUCCUCACCUCCCCCCUCUCUUCCUCUGCCCUCACCUCCUCUCUCUCUUCCUCUGCCCUCACCUCCUCUCUCUCUUCCUCUGCCCUCCCCUCCUCACCUCCUCUCUCUCUUCCUCUGCCCUCCCCUCCUCACCUCCUCUCUCUCUUCCUCUGCCCUCACCUCCUCUCUCUUUUCCUCUGCCCUCACCUCCUCUCUCUCUUCCUCUGCCCUCCCCUCCUCUCUCUCUUCCUCUGCCCUCACCUUCCCCCUCUCUUCCUCUGCCCUCACCUCCUCUCUCUCUUCCUCUGCCCUCACCUCCUCUCUCUCUUCCUCUGCCCUCCCCUCCUCUCCUCUUCCCUCUUUUCCUCAGACCUCCUCUCUCUCCUCUUCCCUCUUUUCCUCACCUCCUCCUCACUUCCUCUGUCUCCUCCUCACCUCCUCUGUCUCCUCCUCAGACCUCCUUUCUCUCCUCCUCAGACCUCCUCUGUCUCCUCCUCAGACCUCCUCUUCCCUCUUUUCCUCACCUCCUCCUCACCUCCUCUGUCUCCUCCUCACCUCCUCUGUCUCCUCCUCAGACCUCCUCUCUCUCCUCCUCAGACCUCCUCUCUCUCCUCUUCCCUCUUUUCCUCAGACCUCCUCUCUCUCCUCCUCAGACCUCCUCUCUCUCCUCUUCCCUCUUUUCCUCACCUCCUCCUCACCUCCUCUGUCUCCUCCUCAGCCCUCCGGAGGUGGGUCUGACAGAGAGUCCGUCCUGGAUGACGGCUAAAGCUCAGGAGAUGUUCCAGAAGACGGGGAACUGGAGUCCAGAGCGAGCCUCCCCUGAGGAGCUGGACCACCCCCACCAGGUACAACCAUGUGGCAUCACUACCAUGUGA
Molecule: messenger RNA, 2733 nt
Organism: Knipowitschia caucasica
Lineage: Eukaryota; Metazoa; Chordata; Actinopteri; Gobiiformes; Gobiidae
Source: the annotation of a GenBank genome assembly